Molecule: messenger RNA, 1988 nt
Organism: Drosophila serrata
Lineage: Eukaryota; Metazoa; Arthropoda; Insecta; Diptera; Drosophilidae
Gene: Sec61alpha
Product: SEC61 translocon subunit alpha
Biological process (GO): protein transport
Cellular component (GO): membrane
Source: RefSeq, a predicted model, not a curated record
UAAAUUGGACACGUCGACGUCGGCUGCUCGCUCGUUUCUUUCAUUCGGUUUUUGAAAUUAAAGGCGUUUGAACGCAAGUGACUUUCUAAUUUUUGUAUAGGAAGUGCAGUAAUUCAAGUCCCAGACACUAAUUCAGGAAAAUCACAAUGGGAAUAAAAUUCCUGGAAGUAAUUAAACCCUUCUGCAGUAUACUGCCGGAAAUCGCAAAACCCGAGCGUAAGAUCCAAUUCAGGGAGAAAGUGCUAUGGACUGCGAUCACACUGUUCAUUUUCCUGGUAUGCUGUCAAAUCCCGCUUUUUGGCAUCAUGAGCUCAGACUCCGCGGAUCCCUUUUACUGGAUUCGCGUCAUCCUGGCCUCAAACCGUGGCACCCUCAUGGAGCUGGGUAUCUCUCCAAUCGUGACUUCGGGUCUAAUCAUGCAACUGCUGGCCGGAGCGAAGAUCAUUGAAGUCGGUGACACACCCAAGGAUCGGGCCUUGUUCAACGGCGCACAGAAAUUGUUCGGCAUGGUGAUCACCAUCGGCCAGGCAAUCGUUUAUGUUAUGACUGGCAUGUACGGCGAUCCGUCUGAGAUUGGAGCCGGUGUCUGCCUGCUGAUUAUCAUCCAGCUGUUCGCUGCUGGGUUGAUUGUCCUUCUGCUGGAUGAGCUGCUACAGAAGGGUUACGGCUUGGGAUCUGGUAUUUCCCUUUUCAUCGCCACCAAUAUUUGCGAGACUAUCGUGUGGAAAGCAUUCAGCCCGACCACCGUUACGACAGGACGUGGCACCGAGUUCGAGGGCGCCGUGAUUGCCCUGUUCCACCUGAUGGCCACCAGGAACGAUAAGGUGCGCGCUCUGCGUGAGGCCUUCUACCGCCAGAACCUGCCCAAUCUGAUGAACCUGCUCGCCACCGUGUUGGUGUUCGCUGUGGUGAUAUACUUCCAAGGCUUCCGUGUCGACCUACCCAUCAAGAGUGCCCGCUACCGUGGCCAAUACAGCAGCUACCCCAUUAAGCUGUUUUACACCUCCAACAUUCCCAUCAUCCUGCAGUCCGCGCUCGUGUCCAACUUGUACGUCAUCUCCCAGAUGCUGGCUGUUAAGUUCCAGGGCAACUUCUUUAUUAACCUUCUGGGUGUGUGGGCCGAUGUCGGUGGUGGUGGCCCCGCCCGUUCGUACCCCAUUGGAGGACUGUGCUACUACUUGUCGCCCCCAGAGAGCGUGGGUCACAUCUUGACUGAUCCAAUCCACGCCCUGCUGUACAUCGUCUUCAUGCUCGGCUCCUGUGCAUUCUUCUCGAAGACGUGGAUCGAUGUGUCUGGCAGUUCAGCCAAGGAUGUUGCCAAGCAGCUCAAGGAGCAGCACAUGGUGAUGCGCGGACAUCGCGAGAACUCCAUGAUCCAUGAGCUGAACCGUUACAUCCCGACGGCGGCAGCUUUCGGUGGUCUCUGCAUUGGAGCCUUGUCUGUGAUGGCCGAUUUCCUGGGCGCUAUCGGCUCCGGAACGGGUAUCCUGCUGGCGGUUACCAUCAUCUACCAGUACUUUGAGAUUUUCGUUAAGGAACAGUCCGAAAUGGGCGGCAUGGGUACGCUGCUGUUCUAAGCAGUGGGAGAAGUUAACACCCGCGAUCCAAUCCAUUCAUCAUAGUUCUUUCACAAGCUCGCACUCGCUCCCAUUAAAAAACAAACUAAAUUUUGCGUUUUGUUUUUCUGUCAUUUUUCUUUGUGCGUCCACCAGACCCCCGCAAUAUGCGUACAUUUUAAGGCGUUUGGCUGCUAUAUUCAUUUUCCCGAAACAAACAGAAGAAGCCUACAUAAAAACUUUAUUUUGAAUAGUCUUUAGUUUUAUUCAAAUGUAAGACUACGUUGCUUAAGUUCAAUAUUUCUGUGAAUUGAUUGAAUUUUAAUGCAAUCACUUGUUUUAAUUUUAAAUCAAUUGAAUUAUAAUUAAAGGAGAAACAAAACAUGAAUGGCGACAAUGAAAUUAUUAAAUCGAAAGUGUACAUCAAACGAA